Messenger RNA from Corythoichthys intestinalis (scribbled pipefish), 2372 nucleotides. RefSeq names its product translocase of inner mitochondrial membrane 9 homolog (gene timm9). The coding region runs from base 495 to 764 and encodes 89 amino acids. The record is from RefSeq and is a predicted model, not a curated record. The transcript has 4 exons. NCBI's taxonomy places the organism in Eukaryota, Metazoa, Chordata, Actinopteri, Syngnathiformes, Syngnathidae.
AAAAUCCUAACUAAUUGUGUAAAUGUCUCACUCUGCUCAACUUUGUUUCAAAAUAAAAUUCCUAAUCGUAACACGGACAUGCACUAUAGUCCGGCUCUAUUUUUUUUUUAUUUUAUUUUAUUUUUUUAUUUGAACUCUGGAUGUUAAGAGAAUAUUGUAAAUGUUUUACUCGUGAACCCAGAGUGACUCGGAAACGUUUACGUACUAGUGCAACCCGGAAGUUUUUUUGGGCGCACACACGUUGUCUUUAGAGCAAAAAGGGACACUCUAACCCCGUUUUUGCACAUUUACAUGUUUUGGGGAAUAUAGAUGAAUCAACUAUUUAACACUUUGUCAUUUCCUCUACGCUUUAUUUGUAUUUAUAAGUUAUUACAAACGUCUAUCGUACACUACUCCACUUCCGUCUAAUUCGUCCUUCAGUCAGUUUGAAGGUUUUCACGUCAAACUCCACCAGCUGGCAAGAAGAGGGCGCGAUUUGCUAGUUAUUUUUCAACAUGGCUGUUCAGGUGUCCGAGUCAGACCAGAUCAAACAGUUCAAGGAGUUCCUGGGGACGUACAACAAACUGACAGAGAACUGCUUCAUGGACUGCGUCAAGGACUUCACCAGCCGGGAGGUCCGGCCUGAAGAGUCGAGCUGCUCAGAGUCGUGUCUCCAGAAAUACCUGAAGAUGACGCAGCGGAUCUCCAUGCGCUUUCAGGAGUACCACAUCCAGCAGAAUGAGGCGCUGGCUGCAAAAGCGGGUCUGCUGGCUCAGCCCAGAUGAGGCCGACGUGACGCGAAGGACUCGCCCGCCAGAACUGCUGUAUUAAGUUUUGUCAUGGAUUGUGAGGUUAUCAUUGUGUGCCGGAAUGACCAUCGAGCACUUUCAACACCUUCGACAACCAUCAUUAUCUCACACAUCAACUCUCAUGUCACAUUUUAAAGAUGUUUGGAUAAAUACAAUUAAAUGAUUACUAAUGAAAUUUAAAAUAUGAAGCAAAAACAUACAAAUAAUUGUAAUCCCUGGUCACAAUACAGCAGAUGUGAAUCUUACUCUGUUGCAUUUACGACAGUAAGUUUUUGUGAAAAUGUACUUUUAAGAGUAGUUUUACCACACCAUACUUUUGAGUAGAUUUGCAAUGACGAAACUACAUUUCCUUCGCUACUUUGGGCUACAUGAGUAGUUACAUUUUUCGUCUUUAUUCUACAUUUUAGAUUUGACUUUAUUUUUGCCAGAAUCGUGGCUCUACCAGAUUCACCAAUGAUAUGUCGCAACAAUAAUCACAUGACUCCAUUACACCAGUCAGAUGGAACACAGUCAAAUGACAGACGCAGCCUUGCAGUCAGAACUCGUAUGAUCACGUAGGCCUGUUCAAUCAUGUGGCGUAUGUAAAGUGCUGUAAAAAUUUAUCUGACAGAGUCAACAUUACUCGAAAGCGUGGACUUUCUCCCAGUUUUUAUUCAGCAGCAAUUUAUUUGACGGCGAUAGACUCGUUUUCAAUUCACGGAAGAGGACAUGCUUGCUCUUCGGAUAAGUAAUGUUUCAUUGUUCUAGGUUGAAUUUGAUGAUGGUAAAUUUUUUGGCCUAAUAUGGUCAUGUACAAUUCAAUAUAUAAUACAUUAUAACAGUUCAUAUAGAUGUUGUGCUGCUAAAAAACAUUGUUUAAACGAAUAUCGCACUGUAAAGUGUUACAAAGUUAGUCAUAACUUGAGUAUUCAUUUCACCGGAUACUUAUUUACUAAUACUUGAGUACAUUUUUUGGAUGACUUUAGUUUUACUUGAGUAAUAUUUCAAGUAAUCCUACUCUAACCACCUCUGCAAUAUAGUAUGUAUUUUUUCUUUUUGUUUAUAUUUAAUUUACCGGUAAUUAUCAUCUCUGGAUUAAAAUUCUCAUAUAUACAUAUACAGUCGAUACUUUAAGGUAAAAAAUUAAUUUGUUCCUGAGUGGCUUUUGUAUUUUUUCAUAUAAUUGUUUUACCUGUAAAUCACUUUAAUUUGUUAACAUUAAAUUUGCUGUCAUGUCCACCAAUUGCCUGUCAUUUGUAAUGCUUUGUCGCCCCCUGUGGCACCCAAGUGUAACUAGUUUAGGUCAUUCUCCAGAUGUUGUCACUAUAAGGCAAGCUGACAUCAUUGCUUGCCAUUUCAUCACGCUUUUUGCAAAUAUUCUUUUGUUUUAUGUACAUGAGCAUUGUGGUGUUUAUAUUUCAUUUGUUCACAUUCAAACAUUAAGUAAUUCUUGCUGCGAGCGGUAAAGAUCAAUUACUGGAUGUGUUAUCCGUAUGACGAAUUUCUUGUAACAUGAAGCAAAAAGCUUCGAAAAAUCACAUGGAAAUUGAAUUUUUCCUGUAGUGACGCUGUGGCAUCUCGAGGCUCCUAAAUAUUUUUUGACUU